This is a messenger RNA of Zychaea mexicana, 758 nucleotides long. Its product is annotated as CBP4-domain-containing protein. The transcript has 2 exons. The coding region runs from base 293 to 688 and encodes 131 amino acids. Gene Ontology annotation, biological process: mitochondrial respiratory chain complex III assembly. Lineage: Eukaryota; Fungi; Mucoromycota; Mucoromycetes; Mucorales; Lichtheimiaceae. Gene Ontology annotation, cellular component: mitochondrial membrane. The record is from RefSeq and is a predicted model, not a curated record.
GACGCAUCGAACAAGAUCAUACCCCAAAGAGCUGGAGACCUUGGCUGUAAACAAGACUACCCUCUCUCUCUCUCUCUCUCUCUUUCAAAAUAACCCUUCUCUCUCUCUCUCUUUCUUUCUAUUUGUAUAUAAUUUCCCCCCCCCCAUUCCUCAUGAAUAUAAACAAUCAGUCAUUUGCGUUGUAUAGCAAAGAAAAAGAAAAAAAAAGCAUGCAUGCACACACGCAUCAGACUUGUUCACUUGCCAUGUUUUGAUUGAUUGUCCUUUUGCAACUCAAAAAUAAAAUAAAAUCAUGAGACCCUCUAUAUCUUUGAUCCAAGCUCCGCUUUUUGUGUGCUUGUUGUUGUUGUGCGGGCUUUCUAUUCUUUGCAAUAACAUUAAAUUGUGUCGUUCUUCUUGUUGUUGUCACGAAAAUAAUAUGGGAAUCUCUGUGGCAAGAGCACUCGUUUAUGCUGCCGGCAUUAUCGGCACUGGCUAUGGCUUAAUGAAGUUCACCGUACCCAAUGAACAAGAAAUGAGACAGCGUCUCGAUCCUCAUUUGCGCGAAGAAUAUGACAAGGCUAAAGCACGCAACCAACAACAGCACCAAGCACUCAUGGAACACAUGCGACUAGCAGCGCAAUCCGAUAAGCCUGCUUGGGCUUCGGGCUCUGUUCCUUCGAGCAACGAUAAACCCGCUUCUCCAUAACCCCAAAAUGCUUGUAUAUAAAAAAAAACGGGCCACAUAUAAAUAUAUAUAUCAAUUUUUAUAUAAUUAC